Messenger RNA from Apodemus sylvaticus (European woodmouse), 5229 nucleotides. It is a transcript of the gene Kndc1, whose product is annotated as kinase non-catalytic C-lobe domain containing 1. Bases 1 to 5229 code for a protein of 1742 amino acids. The transcript is spliced from 30 exons. Gene Ontology annotation, biological process: small GTPase-mediated signal transduction. NCBI's taxonomy places the organism in Eukaryota, Metazoa, Chordata, Mammalia, Rodentia, Muridae. The record is from RefSeq and is a predicted model, not a curated record. Gene Ontology annotation, molecular function: guanyl-nucleotide exchange factor activity.
AUGCAGGCCAUAGACCCAGCCUCCCGGGGCUUCUACGAGGAAGAUGGCAAGGACCUGGACUUCUACGACUUCGAGCCUCUCCCCACCCUGCCGGAGGAUGAGGAAAAUGUGUCUCUGGCUGAUAUCCUCUCCCUGCGGGACCGAGGCCUCAGUGAGCAGGAGGCCUGGGCUGUGUGCCUAGAGUGCAGCCUGUCCAUGAGGAGUGUGGCCCAUGCAGCCAUCUUCCAGACUCUGUGCAUCACGCCUGACACCUUGGCUUUCAACACCAGUGGAAACGUGUGCUUCAUGGAGCAGCUCAGUGAUGACCCCGAGGGUGCCUUUGUACCCCCAGAGUUUGACCUGACAGGAAACACCUUUGAGGCUCACAUCUACUCCCUGGGGGCCACUCUGAAGGCUGCUCUGGAGUAUGUCACAGAACCAGAGCUGGAGCCCAAGCUCAGCACAGACCUGGAGGGGCUGCUGAGCCAGAUGCAGGCAGAAGACCCCAGGGACCGACCGGACCUGGAGAGCAUCAUAGCACUAUGUGAGGAGAAGAUACAGCCUGUGUCCUCCUGCCGCCUGUGCCGCAGUCUCUCAGCCAUUGGAAGAAGGGUGCUCUCCAUUGAGUCCUUCGGAGCCUUCCAGGAGCUCAGCGAGAACACAUGGAGGGCAAGGCCUGCUCCAAGAAACGUGGGGACCAAGAAGAUGCCAGGAGACCUCAGCACUGAUCCAGAGGCACUGUCCCUAUCCAAGGGCCUACUCCAGCCUCCUGUUUCCAGAGAUGCAGAGCAGGAGGCUGGGCAGAGGCCCAGAGCCCCAUCCCCCAAACCACUGCUGUCAGCCCCCAUGAGAAACGGUGAGAACCCAGGACAGGAAGGGCUGGCCAACCUUGUCCUGGAUGCCAGGUGCCCCCUGGGAGAGCUGGACAGAGACAUCCUUAGGCGAAGUCAGCUGAGAAAGGCUCAGACAUUUCCCAGGCUUCUGCAGGAGAGCACGGAAGCCAGCACCCUCUGCCUGUCACUGAACAGCUCAAGAAACCAGCUGGCCAUAUCUGAGUUCUUUCCCCAAGACCCCAGGAAGCUCUUCCUGGAAGGGAAAAAUGGCCUUUCUGGUUUCAAAACACAGUCCAAAAGCAGACUAUGGCUAGAGCAGGAGCCAGGAGUCCAGCUGGAUACGACACCAGGUGCAGGCCGCAAUCCACACAGGAGCCCAGGGGCCUCGGGACAGCUGGAGGCUUCAUCUCCUAGCCAGGGACUUGUAGAGUGUAAACCUUCACCCAGCCCUGCAGACCCUGGAGAUUCAGACCAUGAAGGCCAAAUACCUAGGAGUAAAGAGAAGAUUCCAGAAGAAUCCAGACAACUGGGAAGUGCGGUCACAGAACAGAGCCUGUCCCUGCAGGACCUUCUGUCUAAGCUAGGCCGGCCCUUCAGGGAGUAUGAGCUGUGGGCACUGUGCCUCUCCUGCCUUAGCACUCUGCAGACACACAAGGAGCACCCAGCUCGCCUGUGCCUGGACAACGUGCUGGUGGCUGAGGACGGGACUGUGUUCUUCGGACCACCCCCUGCCAAUGGCGCCUACAACUCGCUCUUCUUGGCUCCCGAAGUGUCAGAAGAGAAGCUGGUGACAGAGAAGGCCUCUGUGUACUGUGUGGCUGCAGUUCUGUGGACAGCUGCCAAGUUCAGCGUACCCCGAGACCACAAACUGGCCCUGCCCCGUCGACUCAAGACACUCCUUCUGGACAUGGCCAGACGCCAUGCCUCAGAAAGACCAUCGGCAGCCGAGGCCAUCAAGGUGUGUAGCGGCUACCUCCUUCAGCGAGGCAUGGACAGCAGCAAGAUUCUAGCCCACCUGCGGGCAUCCACCUUCAAGGUUCGCCCAGAGGAAGAGACCAUUGGCCUCCAGAAUGCCUUCUCAGUGGUUGAACUGAAACCCAGCGUGGCACCUGCUCCUGAGAGUAAUCCAGGCUUCCUGCAGGUCAGCAAUGAUACCAAGCUGGUCGCUGUCCCCGGGCCUGUGCCUGGUCUACCCCCCUGUUGCAAAGAAGCGUGUGAGCUUCCAGCAGCCUUCAUCUCUGAGGCCACUCACUUUAAGCCCAUAGUCCUGGCUGAGGACACAGGUAUUACCAGAGACCAGCUUGCCUUGUCCUCAGAGUCAAAAGAGAAACCCAAAGAGGGAAGUGGCCAUCUGGACAGGGAGGGGACAAGAAAGCAGGCAGUCCUGGAACUUGUUGAGGACACUGACCUAAAGAUGUCCGACCAGCUGCCACCUGACCCAGAGCUGCAGGGAGCAACUCCAGCCCCUUCUGGUGACUCAGUGCCCCACAGUUCGGCCACAGAAUGUUCCUGCCCCCAUAGCCCUGCUCUGGUCACCCAGCAAAAGGGAUUAUCAGGGACGCCCAGCUCUCCGGCCUCUUCCCUGCCCCCUGAGCACAGGCCAGAUGGUCAGGGACCACUAGGCACCACUGUGCCCCCAGGGCCCACCUCAGCCAGCCAAGGCUCUCGACACCCAUGCAAGCCACCCAGGGGUAAGGCUGCAGCGAGUCCAAGCAGUCCUAGGGGCCCGGAUGGCCAUCCUGAGAAGCCUCGGCCAGCAGACCGCAAGCUCUGUCCAUCCAGUGUAGAAACCUCAUCCCCGCCUAAGAUGACAGCCUGCCCCUCGCUGCAGGAAGCCAUGCGCCUCAUCCAGGAGGAAUUUGCCUUCGAUGGCUACAUGGACAACGGGCUAGAGGCUCUGAUCAUGGGGGAGUAUAUUUACGCCUUGAAAGACCUCACCUUCGCCACCUUCUGUGGCGCCAUAUCUGAGAAGUUCUGUGACCUAUAUUGGGAUGAGCAGCUGCUGAAGAAUCUCUUCAAGGUGGUCAAUGGGCCAGCCUCACCCUCUGAGAGCACUUCUGAGGAGCCUGGAUCCCAGCCAGAACAUUCACCCAGCAGAUGCUCACUGUCCAGCAAAAGGCCUUCCCUGCAUGGACUUGGCAAGGAGAAGCCAACCUCGACCUGGGGUAGUGGGGGGCCCUGCUCGCCCACAGCACUAUCAGAUAUAGACUCCGACACGCUCUCUCAGGGAAACUUUGAGGUUGGAUUCCGGUCUCAGAAGUCAAUAAAAGUCACACGAGAGCAGCAACCAGAGGCUGAAGUGGAUGGGCAGCCAGGUCCAAGCCAGGAGUCAACCAGCAAUGCCUCAGACACAGUGGCCCGGCUAGCUAGAUCGGAGGAUGGUGGUCCAGCUGUGUACCCAGGUGCAGCUGAUUUCCAGAACUGCAGCCCUGGCUGGUCCAGUGCCUUCUAUGAGGCUGACUGCUUUGGAGCCGAUGUCUACAACUACGUGAAGGAUCUGGAGAGGCAGAAGGCCAAUGGGCACACAGAACUGGAAGCCCAGAGUCCGGAGCUGGAGCAGCAGCUCAUGAUAGAGAAGAGAAACUACAGGAAGACCCUAAAGUUUUACCAGAAACUCUUACAGAAGGAAAAACGGAACAAAGGCUCUGAGGUAAGGACCAUGUUGUCUAAACUCCGAGGACAGCUAGAUGAAAUGAAAUCCAAGGUGCAGUUCCUGGGCCUGGUCAAGAAAUACCUCCAGGUCAUGUAUGCAGAGCGCUGGGGGCUGGAGCCCUGUGCUCUGCCAGUGAUUGUGAACAUCGCAGCAGCUCCCUGUGACACACUGGAUUUCAGCCCCCUGGAUGAGUCUUCUUCCCUCAUCUUCUAUAACGUCAACAAGCACCCGUGCAGCGGCCGGCAGAAGAAGGCUCGCAUCCUCCAGGCUGGCACACCCCUGGGACUCAUGGCCUACCUCUACUCCAGUGAUGCUUUCCUCGAGGGCUACGUGCAGCAGUUUCUCUACACUUUCCGGUACUUUUGCACACCGCACGACUUCCUGCACUUCCUCCUGGACCGCAUCAGCAGCACCCUGUCCAGGGCUCACCAGGAUCCUACCUCGACCUUUUCCAAGAUCUACAGGCGGAGCCUCUGUGUCCUGCAGGCCUGGGUGGAAGACUGCUACACCGUGGAUUUCAUAAGAAACGCGGGGCUGCUGGGACAGCUGGAGGACUUCAUCUCUUCCAAGAUCCUGCCUCUAGAUGGCACUGCCGAGCACCUGCUGGCCCUCUUAGAGGUGGGCACUGAGCGGCGGGCUGACAAUGCCUCUCGAGGUACAGACCUAGAGGACCCUAAGGAGGCAGAGGAGGACACCAGACCCUUUAAUGCCCUCUGCAAGAGGCUUUCAGAGGAUGGCAUCACCCGGAAGAGUUUCUCCUGGAGGCUGCCUCGGGGCAACGGGCUAGUGCUGCCACAUCAUAAGGAGCGCCAGUACACCAUUGCAUCAGCUCUGCCUAAGCCGUGCUUCUUCGAAGACUUCUAUGGCCCCUAUGCCAAAGCCAGUGAGAAAGGUCCUUACUUCUUGACAGAGUACAGCACCAACCAGCUCUUCACUCAGCUGACACUGCUGCAGCAGGAAUUGUUUCAAAAGUGCCACCCUGUCCACUUCCUAAAUUCACGAGCCCUGGGUGUCAUGGACAAAAGUGCAGCCAUUCCCAAAGCCAGCUCUUCUGAGUCUCAUUCUGCCAAAACCUGCAGUCUGUUCCUACCCAAUUACGUCCAGGACAAAUAUCUGCUACAGCUCUUAAGAAACGCAGAUGAUGUCAGCACCUGGGUGGCUGCUGAAAUUGUGACCAGUCAUACCUCCAAGCUGCAGGUGAACUUGCUGUCCAAAUUCCUGCUGAUUGCAAAAUCUUGCUACGAACAGAGGAACUUUGCAACGGCCAUGCAAAUCCUGGGCGGGCUGGAGCACCUAGCCGUGAGGCAGUCCCCUGCCUGGAGAAUCUUGCCUGCAAAGAUUGCUGAGGUCAUGGAAGAGCUGAAAGCUGUGGAGGUAUUCCUGAAGAGUGACAGCCUGUGCCUGAUGGAAGGACGGCGCUUCCGGGCCCAGCCUACCCUACCCUCUGCCCACCUGCUGGCCAUGCACAUCCAGCAGCUAGAGACAGGAGGUUUCACCAUGACUAACGGAGCCCAUAGGUGGAGUAAGCUGAGAAACAUCGCCAAGGUGGCAAGCCAGGUGCACGCGUUCCAGGAGAACCCCUACACAUUCAACCCCGACCCCAAGCUACAGGCCCACCUCAAGCAAAGGAUUGCACGCUUUAGCGGGGCUGAUGUUUCCAUCUUAGCAGCAGACAACAGAGCCAACUUCCACCAGAUCCCAGGAGAAAAACACUCCCGGAAGAUCCAAGACAAACUGAGGAGAAUGAAAGCCACAUUCCAGUAG